GCGAAUAAUAAGAUUCACUCUGUGCGAGAAUCAGAAGCCCAUCCAGUGAACAGCGAAGUGGUGAUACGCCUUGCUCAUCAAAAUAAGCAAAAAACUCUCCGUUUCGCUCCUCUGUAUUGGCUCCACGGAGAUCCAUCGCGCCCGUUUCCUACAGAACCCGAAUUCCGAGCGUCUGCACUAGCUGCACCAAAGGACAAACCCACCAGUCGUGCAUACCGCGCUAAAUCCUUCAGUCUUGCUUGUCGCAGAACAUCGGUGGAAUGGGGCGAGUUUCCUCACCGAUGGCGGGAAUGCCGCAGAUUCCGAUGCAAGGAAAGGUUUGGAGCCCUCGAACAGGCUAUCAAGCAAGCCAGCCCGUCUCCACGUGGUCGCGGAGGCGCUCAAUGGGCCGGUCGCGGUGGUGGGCCAGGCGGUGUGUCGCCGUUCCAGAAGAGAACCGGUCAUAUUGGGGAGAACUCUCCACGAAUGGUCUCACCAACUGUAAACAUCAACUUUGUGAGUCCUCCACCACGAAUGAAUCCUCCACCAGUGAACAAAGUGGAACAAAUGAGCAGUGACAGCAGUUCAAGUUCAAGCAGUGAUGACGAAAGCCCGAAGUGA
Ostertagia ostertagi is the source of this 600-nucleotide messenger RNA. Lineage: Eukaryota; Metazoa; Nematoda; Chromadorea; Rhabditida; Trichostrongylidae. The record is from the annotation of a GenBank genome assembly.